This is a messenger RNA of Drosophila guanche, 2374 nucleotides long. RefSeq lists its product as uncharacterized. Bases 71 to 2374 code for a protein of 767 amino acids. The transcript is spliced from 2 exons. NCBI's taxonomy places the organism in Eukaryota, Metazoa, Arthropoda, Insecta, Diptera, Drosophilidae. The record is from RefSeq and is a predicted model, not a curated record.
CUGACAAACCGGCCUUGUUUAACACUGGAAAAUAUUAGCAGGCCGUGUCACAUAAUUUAUAUGUGUUUUAAUGAUUCGCUUAUAUAAGUUGUACUCGCUGUUCCUAAAAACCAUGGAAAACGCCAGUACCGACAAUUUAGCGUCGGUCCAAGAGUGGUGCUCUUGCGAGAAAUUACCCAGAGCUGCGCUGCAUAUGCCGUUGAACUGGAACCUGCUCUGCGAGGUGUGCGGACUAGAGCGGCGUGCUAAAACCGAUCCUAGCUCCAGCGAUGAGGAGGAGGCCGCAGAUAACGAGCUGCAGAAGAUGCUUCUAGAGCGACGACGUGUCGAGGAGGCGCUGCACGGAGCUGUUCGCGUCAAGGUGGCCAAGCGAGUCAAGAAGCCAUGCUCAAUGCAUAACUGCAAGAAUUGCUUCAAGUGCGGCGGAGUGCCCAAGCCAAGAGCCAAAGAAUGCAAGACUAAAGACAACUCGGACUGCUUGGAAGACUUGCCAAAGCCCAUUGAAGUUUUGCCGGAGUGGCGUCGUGGGGUACAGAUUCCAGAACGCGAUCCGACUCCAACUGCCACGCCAUCAACAUUGCCUUCAUCGGAGAAGUCUGCACAACACGCAUUCGAGUCCUUGUGGGAGCCAUUGCCUGAAGCCUCUCAAUCAGUCCGUGGAAAACAUUUGGUCAGCCGUCGCCUCAGCGCACCCAUCGACGACCCAUCUGGCGGGGCAAUCUCCAAGCAAGGCAGACUUUUGCACACUCGCCCCAGACGCCCGCUACCGCCGCUGUCAAAAAUUUCGGCCUCCACUCUGGCUGAAAAAGAGGCAUCAAAUGCCCUAGCAAAAGGUGGCGGACUGAGUCACCAUUUGACGGAGUACGGAAACCCUGUCCCUUUUGAGUACUACGAGGGACCAUCGGAGGAUGCACUGGUCGUAGACAGCGCCCUCUCCAUGCUGCAGGAGCCCAUGGCACUGAACAUGAAACCCGUCCAACGUCUGCCCCUGCCAUGUCCGUCCUCCACUGGCUCGGAUGAGAGCGUGAUCUCUGGCUCACCCAAACCUCUCGACAUGGUCAAGCCGCCAGUUGCGCGUCGUUCAAGCCCUCAUAUGCAAACUGACAUCACAAAGGUUACACCCUCAGACAGCUGCAACUCCGGAGCUAUCAAAACACCCGACAUUCCACGGAAAAAAUACAGUUUUUUAGAAAUUAAAAUCAUACAAAUGAUGAAAGGCCUUCGUAUGCGCAGUCCUGGACAUGAUGAAGUAGAAGCGGCAGAAAACGAGCAACUAGAGUCCUACGAUUUUAGUAGAGCAUUAACUCCACCUAGCCAUGAAGUAUUAAAUGAACAUGUAAUUUCCUCAAAUAAAUAUCAGACUGAUGAACAGUAUUCAAAAGAUCUAUCAAUGAAGACCUUGCAUGUACCUGGGCUUAGUGUGCGCGGCAGGCUAACCGGUAGGCAGCGGGCGGGAGUAAAACCAAUGAGUAAAACCAGAUCUCCGUUACGGGAAUACAAGGUGGGAUCAGUGUGCGACAAAUGCGGUCAUCAACGAAAGGCUGGCGUUGCUGGUAUGCCACAUAAAGAUACAAAAGGAAAGAGCGUCAAGGCGAUUUCUAGAAAAUAUUCCAAUCAAUUAUCAAGGAAGAUCCGAAUGGAGGCCGAGGAGCAUACAAAAACUUGCAAACAAGUCUCUAGAAUCUCUGAAAAUGUUGUUGAUAAACAAACGCCUGUCUCUAAGAGUGAUAAUCUUCAUGGAUGUUCCAGCACUAAUUUGGCUAAACAACAAUUGGCGGGUUUUAAGCUCAGCUGCAAAGAGAUCAAAGAUCUUAAAAAUCAUUUAACCACUCCAAUGAAACCCCAUGGGGAUGCUUCCAAGAAAUAUCAUAGCUUAAGUGGUUACGAAGAGCCUCUAAGCUCUUCACAGACAGCACCAGAUUCUGACAAUUCUUUCUGCGAAAGUCUGCCCGCUGAAUACUUGCCAAAAGAGUAUUGGACAGAAGUUACAUUCCGGGAGAUCCACACCUUGGGAACCGUUUCACAUGUCUGUGGCGAGAAGCCUAAAAUGGCUGCUCAUAGGUCAAAUGUUAUGGGAAAUCUCCAGAAGAGCACCUUGUCGGAUCAAGCUGCUACGAAUAUGGCGAUCUUUGAGUUUCGCAUGCCUGACAUAGAUGCCAACGCGGUAAAUAAAUGUGGAAUGGCCAGCUCUCCGCGUAUAAUAAAUAAACCUGUGAGCUCGAGCCGAUCUCCCACACCUGUAGCUCACUCUCCAACACCAAGGCGCAUGGGGCCUGGCGACGUUCCUUCUCAACUGGCGAACAUCCAGAGGCGAAACUGGGAAGGCGAAUACGAAGAGAACAUUCGCUGGAGCGCAGCUUCAAUAUGCUCGUAA